UGUAGUCAUGGCUGCUGGUUGUUGUGGGGGGAAGAAGGAGAAACAAAAUUAUUUUAAUCCUUGUUGCAAUGGAACAAUCGUUCAUCCUUACACUACAGAGCCAAGUAUGUACAGAAAUGGAAUGGUUGCAUGCGUUGAAAUGUGUUUCUGCUUUGAUGUCUUAUAUUGUCAUUUGAAUCAAUAUGAAUCACCGAAGACACCGAAUUUCCCCAAUGAAAGCUAUCCGUUGUUUGUCACAUGGAAAAUUGGUAAAGAUCGUAAACUGCGAGGUUGUAUAGGAACAUUCAAUUCCAUGAAUUUAGCUACUGGUCUCAGAGAAUAUGCUGUAACUAGUGCAUUCCGUGAUAGUCGCUUCAGUCCAAUUACCCGAGAGGAGUUUCCUAAGCUACAUGUAUCAGUUUCAAUCCUUCGUCAUUUUGAAGAUGGACAAGAUUAUCUAGAUUGGCAGAUUGGUAUGCAUGGUAUACGUAUUGAAUUUAAUACAGAAAAAGGCUACAAACGAACAGCUACAUACCUUCCUGAAGUUGCUCCCGAACAAGGUUCCAUGACCUUUAGAAAUUUGCAGACUAUGGAACUUACGUGAAAACAAUAAGUAUGGUUUUUGUAUGCGAAUUAGUAUCAUUGAGAUCAUGUGAUGUCUUAACAAGUUUAUGGACAGCUUGAAAAUGUUUCAAACCUAUUUUAGAAUAUUCAGUAGUUUUUAGAAUUAAAAACCAAAAAUUACAUUGAUAUAACACUCACAAAUUGCUUUCUUAAUCUUUUUAAAAUAAAAUUAAAAGUAUGAAUGUGAAAGCUUUUGUUUAAGCUAUAAAAUGUAGCAUAAAGUAUUUAUGAAUAUGCAAAAAAUCUGAAGAAUUUAAAAUACUAUAGAAGCAUUUAAUAAAAAUGCCUAAUAUUAUGUUGUCUCAUGAAUGAUGCAUAUUUUUCUUAAUGUAAUAGUUAAACAGAUCGUUGUUUAAUUAACAGUGAACUGUAAAAUCAUAUUCAUUUCAUGCCAUUACAGAAUGUGUUGUUCUUAUAACUGUAUAUUUAUUGAAUUCAUCUAAAGCAGGAUUAUUGCUUUUUCACACUCAUGUGAUCAUACACAAUUUUAUGGUUGUAGUAAAUGCCCUCUGUCUCUCUUCUCCCCCCCCCCCGGGUCAAGUUACAUGUAUGAAAUAUGUAUGGGGGGGAAUCUAUUAUGAUUUUUCAAGAUUCAGCGAGUAGGAGGUUUUUUGAUACUUGAAAACAACAUAACGAAUAUUUUUAAUAAGCAGAACUGUCAUAUGUACAUUAAAUAUACUGAAAUUGAUUGACAUGGAAUCUUAAUAUUUUUGUUAUUUAUAAGCAUAUCUUUGCAGAAUUUAGGUUGACUGAAAUUGUUUGUGUAGUAUGUGAAUUUAAUUGCUACUCUGUAAAAGAAAAAAUGGAAAAGGAGUGUUUUUGUGUAUUCCUUAUAUAUUGUAUGUUUUGAAUAAAUCUGUUUUAUUAAUGGAAGGGGGAAAUGUGCCAAUUUAAAUAGCAAACUCAGGUUCUAAAUAGUUUGAAAGAAACAGCUUGUAUGAUUUGGAAGAAGUGUGAAAUUGAAGUUUACUUGUAGUACUUUUCACAGAAGACAGCCACUCUUUCUGUUCUAAGAUUUUAUUACUGUAGGCGUUUGAAUUUUAUUAUAUGUGUUUCAGGUGCUUUUAAUGUAUAAUGUCGAAAUAUAAAGGUUUAUUCAGAAAGUCUUAAUUUUUUGAACUCUUAACUAUUAAAAAACGAUAAAUCUGAUCUUUUAUUAAUAUAAUAAUUAAAAUAUGUUUUGGGAACUCAUUAACAUUUUAUUAAUUUUAAUACUUGUUGAAACUCAUAUGAAUGAACAUACUGUACAAAGUUUCAGGGUUGCCACGCUACCUGGAAAACCGGGAGAACCGGGAAAAGUCAGGGAAUUCGAAAAUUGACCAAAAAAUUCAGGGAAAAGUCAGGGAAUUUAAGUAUUUUUGUCAAAAUCUGGAAA
Molecule: messenger RNA, 1978 nt
Organism: Stegodyphus dumicola
Lineage: Eukaryota; Metazoa; Arthropoda; Arachnida; Araneae; Eresidae
Product: nuclear protein AMMECR1-like
Source: RefSeq, a predicted model, not a curated record